Messenger RNA from Oryzias latipes (Japanese medaka), 2799 nucleotides. RefSeq names its product T-cell acute lymphocytic leukemia 1 (gene tal1). Lineage: Eukaryota; Metazoa; Chordata; Actinopteri; Beloniformes; Adrianichthyidae. The record is from RefSeq and is a predicted model, not a curated record. Gene Ontology annotation, molecular function: RNA polymerase II cis-regulatory region sequence-specific DNA binding; DNA-binding transcription factor activity, RNA polymerase II-specific; protein dimerization activity. Gene Ontology annotation, biological process: regulation of transcription by RNA polymerase II.
AUAACUCAGAAAGGCGCGCACGCCCAUACACACACAAUCUCUCACACACCCUGCUCACACACUGCUCCUAAACUGGUGGAAAAAAACCUCAGACAUGGAUGACCCACUCACAAAAUGGCUCCACUUACACAGUAACAUCAACAACGCGUCUGGAGCGGUCUGUAAGGACACUGAAUGAUGCUAAUAUUUGACACGGACGCCUCAAAUCAUCUUUUGAUAAUGAAAUAAUUGUUGAGAAUUAAAUGAAGGACUGCAGGGCGGACUUGAACGAUUAAAAAUGAUGGAAAAACGGCAGCAGGAGCUUUGUCCUGGAAGUCCCGAUGCGGGCUCCGGUCCUGGAAAGUGGGAGGAUUCCGCCAUCAUCUCCAGACAAAACGGAUACAAGGAGGACGAAGAGCCUCAGAGAGAGGAGGAGAGAGAAGAAGAGGGAGAGGAGGAGGAAGACGAUGAGGAGAGGGGAGGGAGCUUCAAAGGCGCUGAGGAGACGGAUGACGUUCCUCUGCAGAACUCGAGCAACGGGACCAGCAUUAUCAUCAACGGCGUUGCCAAGGAAACUGCCUCUCACAACGCCCUUGACCUGAAAAGGGAAGUGCCGGUGAUCGAGCUCUCCAGGAGGGAGGCUAUAAAAGUGCUAGAGCCGAGGACUGAAAGCCAUUUGGUGCCGAUCACAGAACUUCGCAGACCUCCACCGCUGCCGCUCCCUCCGCCGCAACGAGACGACGCUCGAAUGGUCCAACUGAGCCCAAACGCGUUUCCUGUCCCGGCGCGGGCGAUGCUCUACAACCUGGCACAGCCUCUUGCAGCCAUCAACAGUCUUGGAGGGGAGUCGGAGCAGUACAGCAUGUACCCCAGCAACAGGGUAAAGCGCCGCCCGGCGCCUUAUGAGGUUGAACUCGACGAGGGUAGGCGCAUUUUAGAUCUUUAUAAGUAUGCCGGCCAGCCGAAGAUUGUGCGCCGCAUCUUCACAAACAGUCGUGAACGCUGGCGCCAGCAGAAUGUAAACGGCGCGUUUGCGGAGCUCCGUAAGCUCAUUCCCACUCACCCUCCAGACAAGAAGCUGAGCAAAAAUGAGAUCCUGCGGUUGGCAAUGAAGUACAUCAGCUUCCUCUCCAACCUCCUGGAGGAUCAAGAUGGUGGGAGAAAUGUUGGCAGCACAACUGAAGGGGACACAGGACUGCUGGUUGGUGUUGCAACGCAUGAGGGGGGCCCUCAGGGUGCGCCGCACCAGGACACUGUGGUAGACUUGGCGAGGGACGAUCUUGUAGAGACAAUGUCACCAGGUUCUAGCUGUGGAAGCCUCCCCGAUGGGGAUGCUGAAGGGAGUCCGGAGAGCUUCAUGGAAGACCAGGACUCGCCUCCAGCUACGAGGACUCUAACAGCUUCACGUGGGGCCCCACUUCAUCUAGCUGCUAGAGACCUAAGGCGCAAUGGACGUCCAUUAGAUGGUUCCAGUCGCCGAUGAUAAAGAUGCCAGCGAACCAACAACAUGACGCAAGGCAAUGAAAAUAAGCAAAGAGAUUAACUAAAAUCAGAGGGAAAUCAUCAGAACACUGUUAGUUUUGGGUCAUCAGUGUGGGAAGGAGAACCAAGGCACUUACGUUCUGUAAAAAAGUUGUCUGACUUGGAUCCAGAACUGGCUUUAUUCUCCUACUCCAAUCCCAGACAGUACUCUUGAAUAGUUUGCUUUAAUUUAACCCCGAAAAAGACUUGUACAUUCUGUUUGCAUGUCCAACUUAACUGACCUGCAAAUUACGAUUUUCAUGUGCUUAAAAGUUGCAAAGUUAUAAGAAACUUCAAAGAAAAAACCAAGAAAGAGAAAACUAAAUAGAUCCAACAGCUUUCGUUGAAGAUCGAAUUUGCUCUAAGUUUUUUUUGAAUGUUUAAAAUUGCAAAGUUGAACCUCAAUUUUGAACGGCAGACACAACAGGUCUACUUUGCACAUAGAAUCCCGCUGGUUGACACAUAGAAAAUUCCAACUAAAGCAAGAACAAGAGAGACUGUUACACCAGGAUGGGGUGUUAGCUGUACUUUUACAAGCGCAGUUAUGUAUGUAUUGUAAAUAACAUUAUAUUUCCAUGGCACAAUUUAAAAACUAUGACAGAACUCAAGUCGUGGUUUCACAUGUACCAUAGUGCGCUUGUCAAUCAGUUUACUGGGAGAGUAGAAUGGAAAUUAGAAGUAAAACAAAAACUCACAGUAAAGUACAGCAAAUGUGGUACCUUCUUUUCCUUGUUAGACUUUGGUGAUUGAAAAAAGAAAAUGUUGGCUGACCAAAUAAUGAUUUUGUUGUCUAGAAUAAAUAUACCUAUCAAAACUAUUGUAGAGGUACAAGACGACGAGAGCUCGAAAAGUGUACAAAAAAAUGGGUCAAAUGAGAUCACUAAAUGGCUCAUGCGGUCUUUUUGAUAUGAAUGUUUCAGUGUUUUUUAAACUGUAAUGCAGAUGUAGUUUAGUAAGGUACACCGAUGAAUCCCUUUUUGACACAAACACACACUAACACACACACACACACAGCAGCAACACACGCUGUUAAUACCCUAAGAAAACCAGCAGUUGUCUGACAGAGACAGUUAUGUGUUGCUCACUGUUGCUGUUAAUUCUGCUUUUUUCAGCAGGACCUAGUAGCCUAUAUUGGUACCUUUGACAAUUAUGGUAUUUUAUGAAUUGCAGUAAAGGGACAUUGUACAUUUGGUAAAGGCAUCAUUGUUGUAUGAUAGCUGUAUCUAUAAACACUUCCAAUGGUAAAUUGGUGAAUUUUAUAUAAAAGUCCUAAAUAAAACCUUGAUGAGAAAAACAGUU